UGCUUUUAUGCUUUACUUUAUGUACUUUUACGCCUUGUUCCUCUCAUCCUUCUUUACAACGAACAUCAAAUUAACAUUGGUGAGUUCUAAAAUACAAAAGUUUUAACAUACAAAAACCGUGUAGGGAGCAUGAUUUGCUGCUGUGUUAAGUCGGAGAACAACAAGAAGUACGCGGAGCUGGAUGCGAAGCUUGCAAGGAAGAUGGUGGAGAGCCGGAGGAUUUAUCCGGGACACAAGAGUCUAAAGUCUAUGGAUUCAAUAAUCAUGAAGUUUCCUAAGCUAAGAGAAGGAUUAAGAAACAUCAGAAACGUUUUCGAAUCCUACGAUAAUGAUAGUAACGGGACAAUCGAUAUAGAGGAGCUGAAGAAAUGCUUAGAAGAACUACAGCUAAGUUUAUCAGAUGAAGAAGUAAAAGGCUUAUAUGGAUGGUGUGAUGUUGAUGGAAGCAAAGGGAUACAGUUCAAUGAGUUUAUAGUCCUUCUCUGCCUCAUCUAUCUUCUAUCAAAACCUUCCUCUGAAUCCAACGCGGAAUCGAGAGAGAUGGGUCCGAAGUUGGUUGAAUCUAUAUUUGAUCCAAUAGUUGAAGUGUUCUUGUUUUUGGACAAAGAUGGUAAAGGGAAACUGAACAAGGCUGAUGUGAUAAAGACACUGAACAACGAAGACUAUCCUUUAGAGAGAUCUCCUUCACAUGUCACCAACAUGAGAUUUGAAGAAAUGGAUUGGGGAAGAAAAGGGAAAGUGGGUUUUAGAGAGUUUCUAUUUGCUUUCAUGAGUUGGGUUGGUCUUGAUGAUGCAGAUGAUUACUAUAUGAACAGUUAAGAAACAACUUGAACAUUUGGUUUCAUAUGUACAUAUACCUGUACUCUAUUAUUAUCAACAUGAUACUAUAAAGCUUGUCUAAUUCAUUCUUUUUAAAUAACUAUGAUCAUAUGAUCAUCUUUAUAA
Camelina sativa (false flax) is the source of this 945-nucleotide messenger RNA. The record is from RefSeq and is a predicted model, not a curated record. NCBI's taxonomy places the organism in Eukaryota, Viridiplantae, Streptophyta, Magnoliopsida, Brassicales, Brassicaceae.